AUGCAUGAUCCAACAAGACAACAACAAGCGCAGAAGGAAGACCAGUUUAAUCCCACAAAGAUUACCACAGGCUGUGCUGGUGUAAAUAAUGAUAAGUUGAAUCCAUUGAUGGCUAUUGUUCCAGUAGUUGUAAAAGCCAAAUCCAGUGAAGAGUGCAUAGCUACGUAUGCCUUUGUGGACAACGGAUGUGGUGCUGUGUUUGUUGAUAAUGAAUUAAACGUACGACUUAAAACUAAAUCCAAACCAACAAAAUUAGUGCUGAAGACAUUGAACCUGGAACACAUUCUCCAAACUGAUGUAGUGAUCGAUGAGCUACAAAUUGCAAGUAUGGAAGGAGAUUCUUUUAUUGAUUUACCACCAGUGUAUGUUAAAGACAGCAUACCAGUAACCAUGAAGGAUGCUCCGACCCAAGAAGAGAUAAGAAAAUGGAGCCAUCUUAAACAUAUAAGAUUACCGAGCCUAAAAGGUAAUGCAAUUCCGCACGUUACGAUGAUGAUUGGAAUUAACGUACCAGCAGCUUCGACUCCACUAGAAGUAAUUAGACGCAAGCUUGGUGAACCAUAUGCUAUCAGAACACAUUUAGGUUGGCUUGUGUAUGGUCUGUCUGGUAAAUUAUCCAACCAACCAGAAGUGAAUGUCAACUUCUGCCGGAUAGAUAACUCGACUUUGAGUAAUGGAAAUGAUUUGUUGGAACAGCAGUUGAAGUCUUAUUUCAACAUGGAAUUUGUCGAGAGACUAAGUAGCGGUCAGCGUCUCCCAUCUGUGGAGGACAAGAAGUUCAUGCAGAUUAUGGAUGAAUCCGUAAUUAAAAUAGAUAGGCGUUACCAACUAGCCUUACCGCUUAGAAGCAGGAAUGUACAGCUCCCUAACAACAGGAUGCAAGCAGAAUUGUAUGCCUCACGCUUAAGAGAGAAGCUGAAGAAGAAUAAGCAACUCCAUGAAAAAUACACAGAGUUUAUGUCCAACUUGGAAAAGAAGGGUUAUGCAGAAAAGGUACCCGAUACUGAACUUACAAGAAACGAUGGUCAAGUGUGGUAUAUUCCCCACCAUGGGGUUUUCCACCCUCGUAAACCAGAGAAACUGAGGGUCGUGUAUAACUGUCCUGUGCAGUUUAAUGGAGUGUCCCUCAACAGUCAAUUAUUGCAGGGACCAGACAUGACAAACUUAAUGUAUGGAGUCCUCUUGCGAUGGCGUGAAGAACAAAUCGCACUAAAAGCUGACAUAGAAUCAAUGUUCUACCAGGUACGUGUACACCCUAAAGAUUGUGACAUGCUGAGAUACCUAUGGUGGCCGGAUGGUAACCUUAAAAAAGACAUGAUCGAUUAUCGUAUGCUUGUUCACCUGUUUGGAGCAGUUUCUUCGCCGAGCUGCGCUAACUAUGCACUCAGAAAGGCAGCUUCAGAUGCAGAAGGAACAUACAGUGAACAAGUAAUUGAUGCCAUCCGGAAGAACUUUUAUGUGGAUAAUUUGUUAAAAUCAGUCGUCAGCCAUGAAGACGAAGCGAUCACUUUGGUAAAAGAAAUGUGUCAGAUCCUAGGAGAGAGUGGGUUUAAUCGAACAAAGUGGACAAGUAACAGUAGAGAAGUCCUACAGACCAUUCCUGAAGAACACAAAACCAAAGAACUAAAAGGAGUAGAUAUUCAUAGAGAUGAGUUGCCAAUGGAGCAAGCUCUUGGAAUAAAAUGGUGUGUAGAGACAGAUCAACUAGAGUUUGACUGUGGAGAGGUAGACCAGAAACCUACUAGAAGAAAUAUCUUAUCAGCGGUGAGUGCAAUCUACGAUCCACUAGGUAUCUGUUCUCCAUAUGUUCUAAAGGCCAAAAAGAUACUGCAAUCUUUGUGUGUCAAGAACAUAAGUUGGGACGACCCUAUACUAGCCAAACAACAGAAAGCUUGGAAAGAAUGGGCAGAGGACCUUCCAAAUAUAAACAGUUUAAAACUAAGCAGAUGUCUCAAACCAAAGAAUGCCCAGCUCCACCAUUGUGCAGAUUUUGCAGUCUAUAUGGUUAUGGCAUAG
Messenger RNA from Anneissia japonica, 2016 nucleotides. RefSeq lists its product as uncharacterized. NCBI's taxonomy places the organism in Eukaryota, Metazoa, Echinodermata, Crinoidea, Comatulida, Comatulidae. The transcript has a single exon. The record is from RefSeq and is a predicted model, not a curated record. The coding region runs from base 1 to 2016 and encodes 671 amino acids.